Messenger RNA from Cervus elaphus (red deer), 1883 nucleotides. RefSeq names its product seryl-tRNA synthetase 1 (gene SARS1). Bases 115 to 1659 code for a protein of 514 amino acids. NCBI's taxonomy places the organism in Eukaryota, Metazoa, Chordata, Mammalia, Artiodactyla, Cervidae. The record is from RefSeq and is a predicted model, not a curated record. Gene Ontology annotation, cellular component: cytosol. Gene Ontology annotation, biological process: seryl-tRNA aminoacylation. The transcript is spliced from 11 exons. Gene Ontology annotation, molecular function: serine-tRNA ligase activity; tRNA binding; ATP binding.
CGCCGCGCCUGCGCAGGAAGGGCGGAUCAUCGCGCGGGUGCAGUGCGGCGGUCACAGGCUGACUGCUGUGGGACGAACCUCACUUCCCUUAGUGUUGGCCGGGGAGAAGGAACGAUGGUGCUGGAUCUGGAUUUGUUUCGGGUGGAUAAGGGGGGGGACCCAGCGCUCAUCCGAGAGUCGCAGGAGAAGCGCUUCAAGGACCCGGGACUGGUGGACCAGCUGGUGAAGGCAGACAGCGAGUGGCGACGAUGCAGAUUUCGGGCAGACAACUUGAACAAGCUGAAGAACCUAUGCAGCAAGACAAUUGGAGAGAAAAUGAAGAAAAAAGAGCCAGUGGGAAAUGAUGAAUCCAUUCCAGAAGAUGUAUUAAAUCUCGAUGACCUCACUGCAGACACUUUAACUAACCUGAAAGUCUCUCAGAUCAAAAAAGUCCGGCUUCUCAUCGACGAAGCCAUCCUGAAGUGUGACGCCGAGCGGAUGAAGCUGGAAGCUGAGCGGUUUGAGAACCUUCGCGAGAUCGGGAACCUCUUGCACCCGUCCGUGCCCAUCAGCAAUGACGAGGAUGCCGACAACAAAGUAGAGAGGAUUUGGGGUGAUUGUACUGUCAGGAAGAAGUACUCUCACGUGGACCUGGUGGUGAUGGUAGAUGGCUUUGAAGGCGAAAAGGGGGCCGUGGUGGCUGGCAGUCGAGGGUACUUCCUGAAGGGGGUCCUGGUAUUCCUGGAACAAGCACUCAUCCAGUUUGCCCUUCGGACCUUGGGAAGUCGGGGCUACACUCCCAUUUAUACCCCCUUCUUCAUGAGGAAGGAGGUCAUGCAGGAAGUGGCACAGCUCAGCCAGUUUGAUGAAGAACUUUAUAAGGUGAUUGGCAAAGGCAGUGAAAAGUCUGAUGAUAACUCCUAUGAGGAGAAAUAUCUGAUUGCUACCUCUGAACAACCCAUUGCUGCUCUCCACCGGGACGAGUGGCUUCGGCCAGAGGACUUGCCAAUCAAGUAUGCCGGCCUGUCCACCUGCUUUCGCCAGGAGGUGGGCUCCCAUGGCCGUGACACCCGUGGCAUCUUUAGAGUCCAUCAGUUUGAGAAGAUAGAGCAGUUUGUCUACUCCUCGCCACACGACAACAAGUCCUGGGAGAUGUUUGAGGAGAUGAUCACCACCGCGGAGGAGUUCUACCAGUCUCUGGGGAUCCCUUACCACAUCGUGAAUAUCGUCUCAGGUUCUUUGAAUCAUGCUGCCAGUAAGAAGCUUGACCUGGAGGCCUGGUUUCCGGGCUCGGGCGCCUUCCGUGAGUUAGUCUCCUGUUCUAACUGCACAGACUAUCAGGCUCGCCGGCUCCGAAUCCGAUAUGGGCAGACCAAGAAGAUGAUGGACAAGGUGGAGUUUGUCCACAUGCUCAAUGCCACCAUGUGCGCCACAACCCGCACCAUCUGUGCCAUCCUGGAGAACUACCAGACAGAGAAGGGCAUCCUCGUGCCUGAGAAAUUGAAGGAAUUCAUGCCGCCAGGUCUCCAAGAACUGAUCCCCUUUGUGAAGGCUGCGCCUAUCGACCAGGAGCCCUCGAAGAAGCAAAAGAAGCAGCAUGAGGGCAGCAAGAAGAAAGGGGCAGCGAGAGAUGUUGCCCUGGAAAGCCAGCUGCAGAACAUGGAGGUCACUGAUGCCUGAACAUGCCCUUGUCCCCUCCACCAGGCUUCCAUUGCCUCAGGUGCAAUAUCAGAGCCUGCCCACAGGCAGGGACGCCCAGCACGCAUGCAUCGCCCACCCUGUCUGACUGCAUUACUCAAAGGGGAACCAUCUGCCACAUAGUGCAACGUUCUCUUUUCUCAUUUGGGCAUAGGAUUCAUCACCAGUGACUGAUGAAACCAUGUAAUAAAGCAUCUCUGAGGGAG